CGUUGCAUCUGUGACGUUUACCACUUUUUAUGAUCAAGGUUUACUUUAGGCAAGAAUAAAUUAUUUUAAAAAUGUCAAAUUUGGGGAGAAAUCAGGUACUUGGUUUAUACAGGUCGUUAAUUAAAGAAUCAAAGAAAAUUCCUGCUUACAAUUUUCGCAACUAUGCUCUACGAAAAGUCCGAGACUCUUUUAAAGAGAAUAAAACAUUGACGGAUCCAAAAGUAAUUUCGGAACAAAUCGCGGAUGCUGAACGAAACUUGGAAGUAAUUAAGCGCCAGGCCCUAAUAGGACAAAUGUACAAUACGGACAAAUUAGUAAUUGAGACAAUUUCAGUGAGCAAACGGUAAAAAUUGUGAUAUGUAAAAGACUGUGUGUUGUUACCAAAAUGAGAUGGCCUUUUGUGUACAUUGUAGUGGAAGAAGAAUCUAAGUUGUAAAAUGUAGAUGUAAGCUCCAUAUUAGUAUUUUUAGGUAUUGAAUUAUUCAUAUUGUUCAUUCUUUUUAAGCAAUGUAAGUUAAUAAUAAAUAAAUUAGUUCUUCUUUAAAUAA
Aethina tumida (small hive beetle) is the source of this 548-nucleotide messenger RNA. It is a transcript of the gene bcn92, whose product is annotated as LYR motif-containing protein 4. Gene Ontology annotation, biological process: iron-sulfur cluster assembly. The transcript is spliced from 3 exons. Bases 72 to 347 code for a protein of 91 amino acids. The record is from RefSeq and is a predicted model, not a curated record. Gene Ontology annotation, cellular component: mitochondrion; L-cysteine desulfurase complex. Lineage: Eukaryota; Metazoa; Arthropoda; Insecta; Coleoptera; Nitidulidae.